Molecule: messenger RNA, 275 nt
Organism: Cetraspora pellucida
Lineage: Eukaryota; Fungi; Glomeromycota; Glomeromycetes; Diversisporales; Gigasporaceae
Source: the annotation of a GenBank genome assembly
AAGAGUAUAGAAAUGAAGUUGGCGAAGUAUUAAAAGCUAAUCCUACUGUAGAUGAAACAGUAAAUUUAGCUUUAAAUUGUCCAGAAACUUUAUUGGACUUUUCAGAAUAUCGAGUUAGACCAACUCGAAUAGAUUUAGAGAAUGAAACUGGAACUAUAGACAUUGAUUAUCAUCCUCAAUGGAAUGAGUGUCAAUGUGGUCCACAUACAAAAAUAAAUAAUUGGUGGCUAGUAAAAGAUUUGCAAAGAAAAAGGGGUCCACUACCAAAAUCCAAA